Molecule: messenger RNA, 1851 nt
Organism: Paramecium tetraurelia
Lineage: Eukaryota; Ciliophora; Oligohymenophorea; Peniculida; Parameciidae
Exons: 7
Biological process (GO): transmembrane transport
Cellular component (GO): membrane
Molecular function (GO): transmembrane transporter activity
Source: RefSeq, a predicted model, not a curated record
AUGUAAAUAUAAGAUGGAAACAAUUUGAUGCUUAACCUAUCUAAUGGUCCAAUAGACAAUAGUAGAAGAUCCUGCACAAAUGUGUUUUGUGCCAUCUUUUAUGCGGGCAUAUUGUUGAGUAUCUUUGGGAUAGGCUUGUACAUGAAUCAAAGCGGGAAUGUAUUGUUGAUAGACAGAGGAUAUGACCCUGAUCAUAGACCAUGUGGAAUAGACACUUUGAGAGAUUAUCCAUUCAUCUACUUCACUACUCUCAAUAGUGAUUUCUUAUGGAAGACUGUUUGCGUUUAGGAAUGUCCGAGUGUUCCAGUUGCCAAACACAAACAUUUGUAGUUCAAUCCUCCAACAACUACAACUGUUCCGACAACAACAACACCCAUAGGAACACCCCAAAAUUCAUAAUUAAAAUGCGCUGUAAAUUCAGUAGUAACUUCUUGUAGUUAAGCCACAUUAUACAACAGCAUUAAAUUCGAUUAAAGAGUCUGCAUUCCCACAGAUCCAGAUUAAUUUAAGGUAGUUCAGGAAGCAUUGAAAAUGGGUUUCUUGCAUUAAUUAAUUUCUGAUAUCAGUGGAGCCAAGUAUACCUUAUUUAUAUUCAUUGUAAUUGGAACUUGCUUUACCUUGUCAUUCACUUACCUAUUAAAGUGGUGUAGUAAGACUGUAAUUUGGUUCAUCAUCUUUAUCAUCGUGGUGUUGUCCAUCUUCUUUGGCUAUUAUAGUUAUCUGUAAUAUAGGGCAUCAUCUAGUAUGACUAUCGGUUUAUCCCCGACUGGAUAUCUAUUAUAAUCAAUAAUUUGGUGGUGUUUUGGAUUGGGUACAAUAAUCUUGACAAUUUGUUUUUACAAACGAAUCAAUCUAGCCAUUGCCAUCAUUAAGUCAGCAUCUGAUUUUGUCACUAAGAAUGUCAGUAUUGUCAUUGUCCCUAUAUUCUCGACUCUUGCCACUUUUAUUUUCACCAUUAUUUUUAUAUACAUAGCAUUUUUAAUAUGUUCAACUGGUACACCUGGAGAUAAAUAAUAGUAAUGGCCUUUUGGGUAAUUGAAAUACACAGUACUUUAAUACUUUAGUGGAUUCUAUUUGUUAUUUGCCACCUUUUGGACAUAUGCUUUGAUUAUUGGAGUCAAUAGCUUUAUCAUAGCAGGUUCAGUGUGUGUGUGGUAUUGGCAACAAGGAAAGAGUGGUUAAGAACAUGUGUAACCACUCAAUUCAUCGUGGAAGAGAUGUUUUGUCUACCAUUUUGGUUCAAUUGUCUUGGGUGCCCUAUUAUUGGGAUUAAUCUCAAUUUUUAGAUCUUUUUUCGAGUAUCUAUAUAGAAAUGCUGAGUAUAUGAGAAAUACAGAUGGCUGUCAAUUUUGUUUUAAGUGUUGUGCAUGUUGCAUAUGGUGUUUUGAAAGGUUUUUACAAUAUUUGAAUCAGAAUAUCUAUGUCUAAAUUAACAUGACUGGAGAUGGGUUCUUUCAUGCUGCCAAAAAAGGUUUGGAUAUUAUGUCUAAUAAUCCUUCUAUUGUUAUGUAAGUAGUGGGAUUGGGAGAUCUGAUAAAUAACAUUGCAAGAAUCAUGAUUACAUUAUCAAUCUCUAUGUUCUUUUUUAGAUCCAUUUCUGAAUUGCCUCAACUAUUAUUUGGAGGCAUUGUCAUUAAUCCAUACAAUCCAACCUUAUUAUUGGCAAUCAUUAUCUUUGUCAUUGCCACUGUGUUUACCAAUAUUUUUGGAGUGGCCAUUGAAAGCAUUCUCCAUUUAUAUUGCAUUGAUUAAGAAAUAGCCAGGGCCAAACAGAGUUCAGAAGAUGCUGAAAUGUGUCCUGCGGCUUUAAGAGAAUUUUUAAAUGACAAAGUGUUUACAUAAUAAAAAUGA